Lipotes vexillifer (Yangtze River dolphin) is the source of this 2056-nucleotide messenger RNA. It is a transcript of the gene TOM1L1, whose product is annotated as target of myb1 like 1 membrane trafficking protein. Gene Ontology annotation, biological process: signal transduction. Bases 10 to 1431 code for a protein of 473 amino acids. Gene Ontology annotation, cellular component: membrane; endosome. The transcript has 16 exons. The record is from RefSeq and is a predicted model, not a curated record. NCBI's taxonomy places the organism in Eukaryota, Metazoa, Chordata, Mammalia, Artiodactyla, Lipotidae. Gene Ontology annotation, molecular function: ubiquitin binding; phosphatidylinositol binding; clathrin binding.
UGCGCUGCCAUGGCGUUCGGGAAGAGUCACCGGGACCCAUACGCGACCUCCGUGGGCCAGCUCAUAGAAAAGGCUACAUUUGCUGGAGUUCAGACUGAAGAUUGGGGCCAGUUCAUGCACAUCUGUUACAUAAUUAACACUGCCCACGAUGGGCCAAAAGAUGCAGUAAAAGCUUUGAAGAAAAGGAUUUCCAAAAACUACAAUCAUAAAGAAAUACAACUUACCUUGUCGCUUAUUGACGUGUGUAUGCAGAACUGUGGUCCGAGUUUCCAGUCUCUGAUUGUGAAGAAGGAAUUCGUUAAAGAUAGUCUAGUUAAGCUGCUGAGUCCCAGAUACACCUUGCCAAUAGACAUUCAGAAUAGAAUUUUGAAUUUCAUUAAGACGUGGUCGCAGGGUUUCCCAGGAGCUGUGGAUGUAAGUGAAGUGAAAGAAGUGUACCUGGACCUCCUUAAGAAAGGUGUUCAGUUUCCUCCAUCAGAUGCAGUGGCUGAAACAGCCAGACAAGAGAUCUCACCAAAUCCACCACCAUCUGUUCCUACUGCACCAGCUCUUUCUUCUGUAGUUUCCAAGAGCUCCACUAUUAUAUUGGUCCCAGAACAGAUUGGAAAACUGCGCAGUGAAUUGGAUAUGGUGAAAGUGAAUGUGAGAGUGAUGUCUGCCAUAUUGAUGGAGAAUAUUCCUGGGUCUGAAAACCAUGAAGACAUAGAGCUUUUGCAGAAACUUCAUAAGACAGGUCGGGAGAUGCAGGAGAGGAUCAUGGACCUGCUCGUGGUGGUGGAGAAUGAAGAUGUCACUGUUGAGCUAAUUCAGGUGAAUGAGGAUUUGAAUAACGCCAUCCUUGGAUAUGAGAGGUUCAUUCGAAACCAACAAAGGAUUUUAGAGCAAAAUAAGAACCAGAGGGAAGAUGCCAAUACUACCAGUGAACCUUCUGCCCCGUCCUCUGAUCUCCUUGACCUGAGUCGCAGCCCUCUGAUGCAUAGGGCCACUUUGGGAGAACUCAACACCCUGAAUGCUCAGCUUUCAGACUUAAAUUUCAGCUCUCCAAGUCCUGUUGUAACAAACAACUUGAAACCCAGUCUUCAUCCACAGGUGGAUUUGCUAGCCUCAGAAAACACAGAAACACCCCUGUUUGUCCAAAGGACCAGCCAAAACCUCACCUCAAGUCCUACAUAUGAGAGUUUUCCAGAAUAUUCAAAUUCAGUAUUACUACAGCCAGUUACUCUAAAGACCAUUCCAGCAACACCAUCAAACGAGAGACCGCCAUCCCUGCCCAGCAAUCAUCCAGCGAUGACAAAGAAUGAUUUCCCGCCACCCAAUUACUACGAGGUAAUGGAGUUUGAUCCCUUAGCUCCUGCUGUCACCACAGAAGCUAUUUAUGAAGACAUUGAUGUUCACCACCACAAAGGAGCUCAAAGUCACAGUGACCACUGAGGUGGAAGUGGAUGACCAGCUCACUAGCAGCAUUAUGGGUGCCAAUUCUCCUAAAGGUAGACCCUGUCCAGCUUUGAGACCCAGAAGUUAAGACCUUCCAGAAUGUCAAAGCCACAGUGGAACAUUUCUCCUCUGCAGUAAUGAGGUUUAAACAGAAGAGUAACAGUUCCAGAGUAACAUUUAUGGUUCCUGACAGCAGCUCAAGCUUUAUCUCAAAAGAACUUGGUUGUAAUAUAUAUUCACUUAAAACUUAAGCAAAAGAAAAAUUCAUGGUACUGAGGCCAACCAGAUUAAGUGUAGCACCUCAUGUUUCAGACCUUCCUACAUUUAGAAAUUAUCACAAGAGCUCGGAUAAGAGUAGAUGAAGACUGUUUCAUUACAAAAUAAUUGUUAACAGAUGGAAGCAUGAAAUGUGAAAAACUAUUAUUAUUCAGGAGAAUACUGAGUGCCUUCACUUAACUAAAGUUGAAUGUAAAAGUCAAUUUGCACUUCUUUAUAAAUAAUACUCUUGUUUAGGAUUAUGAAUUGUAAAAGCCUUGAUUGUAGUUUAAUAUUUCAGGUACCCUCAAGAGGUUACUGUAUUCUACACUGUUUGCCUUUAAAUAUAAUUCUUUAUAACACUAAA